AAGGACUUAGACCUCAUCUUCUGCGCCGACCUCAAAGGGGAAGCCGAGUUUCAGACUGUGAAGGACGUGGUCUUGGACUGCCUCUUGGAUUUCUUACCCGAGGGAGUGAACAAGGAGAAGAUCACGCCGCUCACCCUCAAGGAGGCUUAUGUGCAGAAAAUGGUGAAAGUAUGCAAUGAUUCAGACCGAUGGAGCCUCAUCUCCCUGUCCAACAACAGUGGCAAAAAUGUGGAGCUGAAAUUUGUGGACUCUCUGAGGCGGCAGUUUGAAUUCAGUGUCGAUUCCUUUCAAAUCAAGCUGGACUCCCUGCUGCUUUUUUAUGAGUGCUCAGAGAAUCCAAUGACUGAAACUUUUCACCCGACUAUCAUUGGUGAGAGCGUCUAUGGUGAUUUCCAGGAAGCCUUUGAUCACCUCUGCAACAAGAUAAUUGCCACCAGAAACCCAGAAGAAAUCAGAGGAGGUGGUCUUCUGAAGUACUGCAACCUUUUGGUAAGGGGCUUUAGGGCUGCCUCUGAAGCCGAGAUUAAGUCCCUGCAGAGGUACAUGUGUUCCAGGUUUUUCAUUGACUUCUCAGACAUUGGAGAACAGCAGAGAAAGCUGGAGUCCUACUUGCAGAACCACUUUGUGGGAUUAGAGGACCGCAAGUAUGACUAUCUCAUGACCCUUCACGGUGUGGUGAAUGAGAGCACAGUGUGCCUGAUGGGACAUGAGAGGAGACAGACUCUGAAUCUGAUCACCAUGCUGGCCAUCCGGGUCCUAGCCGAACAAAAUAUCAUCCCCAAUGUGGCCAAUGUCACCUGCUAUUACCAGCCAGCCCCAUACGUAGCAGAUGCCAACUUCAGCAAUUACUAUAUUGCCCAGGUUCAGACGGUGUUCCCUUGCCAGCAGCACACGUACUCCACUUGGCUGCCCUGUAACUAAGGACCAAAAUUAGUAGACCCAGUGGGGAGAACUCUAUCCAAGACGUAGGAAGGGGCGACGCGUCCCUUUGAAAUGGGGUGUUUUGUGCAAUGACGAUCUGCUCUGGUUUUAAAGCUUGGGAAAAGCUUGUGGUUUUUCUAAUAAAUAAUGGGAGCAUGAUCAAGAAAGAGCCCCAAAAUAAUUGGAUCCUACCCCAGAGCACAAGAGGCCUGUCAUUAGGAGCAACCAGCUUCCCCUGAAAUAAGUGAGGGAGGAAUGCUUGAUGACAAUAUGGGUUGGCAAUAUCCGCUCCCAUAGCUUUGGCAUAGAGAAGGUGGGAAAGCCUUAUUUUCUUUUACUUUUGUUCUUACUCUAGAAUGGGAUCUGCAAAAGGGAGAAUAUGAAAGAAAACAAAACA
Messenger RNA from Merops nubicus (carmine bee-eater), 1318 nucleotides. It is a transcript of the gene TENT5A, whose product is annotated as family with sequence similarity 46, member A. Lineage: Eukaryota; Metazoa; Chordata; Aves; Coraciiformes; Meropidae. The transcript is spliced from 2 exons. Gene Ontology annotation, biological process: mRNA stabilization. The annotation marks the transcript as partial. The record is from RefSeq and is a predicted model, not a curated record. Gene Ontology annotation, molecular function: RNA binding; poly(A) RNA polymerase activity.